Molecule: messenger RNA, 4128 nt
Organism: Harpegnathos saltator (Jerdon's jumping ant)
Lineage: Eukaryota; Metazoa; Arthropoda; Insecta; Hymenoptera; Formicidae
Product: ubiquitin-conjugating enzyme E2 Q1
Exons: 6
Coding region: 238-1389 (383 amino acids)
Source: RefSeq, a predicted model, not a curated record
GAUACGUCGCGUUCGAUCAGAACGCCUGCCUAACUUCAAGCGCGAGGGCAUUUACGACGCCGAGUGAACUCGCACGAGACUAGCCGAGGGUAUCUCGGGCCAGUCGCCAUUUUGUUGGGUAGUCAUCGGGAUCGUCGUGUUACUCUCACCUCGGGAUUCGUCGUCAUUUCGUUCGGACGGACGGUGAAACACCGUGGGACUCGGGGCGCAGCUCUCCUACUACACGCCAUCCCGCAAAUGGCUUGUCUGAACACCCUCAAGCAGGAAAUCAAAACGCUCGAAUCUGUCUUCCCCAAGAGCCAUGAGAGGUUUCAGAUAAUGUCCGCGAGCGUGGACGAACUCAGUUGCAGGUUCGUCGGUAAAAAUGGGAAGAAGUAUGAAAUACACGCCAAUAUCACAGAAACCUAUCCUUCUACGCCACCAGUUUGGUUUGCCGAGUCUGAGGAAACCAGUGUUACGAACGCUGUACAAAUUUUAAGUAACACAACAGGCCGUGACAACCAUGUAAUCAACCAAGUGGGAAUCCUCCUGAAAGAACUAUGCAGACUACAUUCGUUACCAGAACCACCAGACGUCGAAAGACUCAGAACGGCCCUGGAUCCUUUACGUUUAGGAGGACCAAACGAAGCCGUAGCACAGAGAAUGGACGCCGAGGACGUUGACGACUUCGACGAGGACGAAGAGAGCGAGACUGAAGAAGACCUUCACUUGGACAUGGACGAGGGAGAUGCCAACGCUAAGAGUAAGGGUGAAGAAAUGGAUUUGGAACAUCUCGCGACGUUGGAAAGGUUGAGACAGAAUCAGAGACAAGACUAUUUAAAAGGAUCUGUUUGUGGAAGCGUACAAGCCACCGAUAGACUCAUGAAGGAACUACGUGAUAUUUAUCGAAGUGACAGCUUUAAAAAAGGAAUGUAUAGUAUAGAACUAGUAAAUGACAGUUUAUACGAAUGGAAUAUCAGGUUGAUGUGCGUAGAUCCUGAUUCACCACUUCAUAGCGAUCUCAUUCUUCUAAAAGAGAAAGAGGGCAAAGACAGUAUUCUUCUCAACAUGCUUUUUAAGGAAACUUAUCCAUUCGAACCUCCAUUCGUAAGAGUUGUACAUCCCAUCAUUUCCGGUGGGUAUGUUCUUGUGGGAGGCGCGAUUUGUAUGGAACUCCUCACGAAACAAGGAUGGAGUUCGGCGUAUACAGUGGAAGCUGUUAUAAUGCAGAUUUCAGCGACGCUAGUGAAGGGCAAAGCGCGUAUACAAUUCCAAGGAUCAGGUGGUGCUGGCAAAGUGUGCGGUGGACAAGGCCAAUAUAGUUUGGCACGUGCCCAACAGUCAUUCAAGUCUCUUGUACAAAUACAUGAAAAGAAUGGUUGGUUUACGCCCCCUAAGGAGGAUGGCUAAUGAACAGCGGUUACCCAAUCGUACCGAGAAAUAUGACACGUGCUUACAGACGAGACUUUAAUUCGGUGUGUGCCCAACAAGUAAUUGUUAUGAUAAUGAUUUGAUACACAAACACAGCAGUAACUAGGUAACUUAAGAUAUUGAAUUAAUCUAACGUAUAAUUCCUUUGAUGGCUAAAAAAGCUGCCGUGCAGUUUGGUUUCGUAUCUACAGAUUUUUGGUCAUUAGCGGUUAGAUCGCUAAUUGUGUAUUGGUAAAUGUAAGGUAUCAAUCGUUUCAUCUGGAAUUGAUUCUUAUGUUUUGACUGAGAAUCCCCAUUGUUAUGAACGACAUAGUAAUUUUAGUACUUUCCCGAAGAUACAUAUGUGUUGUACGUGCGAAACAGUAUAAAUAUUCUGAAAAAUGCGUUUGCGCAAUCGUGCUUCCUGUCUUUUUAACGGGAGGAGAUUAUAGUUAGCAUUUUUAGAUUAAUAAUACUGGAGAGAUUUUUAAGCGUUUCUUUCAUUAUUUUAUUAUUAUAAGUACCACAUUCUUUGUUUCCUACCAAAAAAAAAAUGGAUGUUUUUUGUGCAAUUCAGUGACAAGAAAAGUGGAUGUCACUUAAUUUUUUGAAACCAUUUUGCAGCCACCGGUAUCUCAUGAGCGAUGUAUUAUGCGAGUGCACAACCAAAGCAUUUCUCAACAAAUUUAAUCGGAAAUAAAAUGACUAAAUAGGAUAUGAGAUAAAAGUGUAGCUUCAUAUCGGGAGGCUCUAGAGAGUACACGAUCAUAGAAGUCACAAAAGUUUUAGCAAACUUUUCAGACUUGCAGUUAAAUGUGUUUCGUAAAGCUAAUUUUCUCUGUAAACAGUAAUCAAGUCAGAUUUUUGACACAAGAAGCAAUAUUUUUUUACAUUCGGCAAAUAGCGUAUUCCGCAACAUUGGUAGACUAGGUGAUAUGUAGAGCCUUGUAAUGCUUGUAUCGUGUACAACGCAGUAAUUAAUAUGCAUGUUCAUCUUUUGCUUAGAAAGUAGGAGCGAGGCAGAUACUAAUGUAUAAGUAUCGUAAAGUCGUGCGCAUUUUAUGUUUUUCUCAGGUAGUAAAACCGUGAAACUUUGAUUUGAGAGAUCGUCGAUUUUUUUCUAUCGCAAGAUUAUUAUUGAGAGAUCGCCUGUAGAGCUUUCUAUAACAUAAUACCAUAUAUCCUGUUGUAACGUUCAAUCGAGUAUAGGAGUUUGAAAGAUGUAUAGAUGUAUAUAAUGCAAGUACUCUUUAGAGUCUUUUUACCAGAAGGCACAAACGCAAUGGAAGCUUGAAGGUUUUGGUUGUGUGUUUCAUCUAAAUUCAUGAUUUGACUCUUUAUUGUUUCCGAUAUGUCGCAGUUUCCUAGUUAUAAAACGAUACGUUGUGCCCAUACAGACGAUCUGUAAUUUUUCUCUCAAUACAAGAUGAGCGAGCUGAAUAUUUUUUGGUGGAAUUAAUUCUUAUGCGCAAAUUUGUUUUCGAAGAGCUAUCGGUUGCCCGCAAAUAGUAAUAAUCAACAGUGACAUAAUUAUUAUUUGCACUAGUAAUCCAAUUACCAUUGUUUACAAUGAUGCAUUUAUCAUGAUACAUUAAUUGACAUCGGUAAUUCGCAACUGACCACAAUGGAGAAAUUUUCUCGAAUGAUGAUCAUUUUAUGCGCACCGCAGUAAUCAGCCAUCAUUCGCGUGACGAGUAAAUGGCCAAACUUUACGUAUAUACGCUUCUAAAGCGAAUUUGUCCAUUAGAAUUAAUAACGGAUAUCAUAACGCUAAUAACACACUUUAGUGACUUUAAUUUUCGCUACCAAAUUAUACGCAAGCUACGCGAGCUGACGAUUUGCUGUUUUCACGCAAAGGAAAAAAGGAAGAAAAAGAAGAAAAUAACUGCAUUAGAUUUGUCCUCGUAUUUUCGUAUUACGGCAUGGAAACUGUAUAAAUUGCAAUAAUUGAUUCCUAAUUGCUUUAAUACUCUCCAAAUUUAUAUCGCACUUACUGAGCAUCUAUGCAUCUAUUUGUUUCGUACAUACAUGCAUACAUACACGACACACAUUGCCCCUUGAUCGCGCGUACGCGCGCGCACGCACAUACAUACAUACGUACAUACACAUAAAAUACAUGCAUAUAUACAUACACAUAUUCUGUUCCUCGUGCUUCAUCUUCCUACGUGAUUACAAAUGUAGUUUUCGCUACUGCACAUUUCCAACUGGGAAGAAUUUUCGUUAUUUCCCGUAAGCACAUCACAACUGCAUCUCUUUUCAUUUUCUUGUAAAUAUUAUAUCAAUAUUGCAACAAUAGCUGAGAUCGAACGGUUGUAUUUGAGUGACUCUCGUUUCAAGUAUCGUUCUUUUUAUACAUAUCUGUGAAUCAUUAUCGCGUUUGCUCUCGUUAGCGAGAUAAAGGAAAAAGCAUACCCUACUAAUAUCGUAUGGAGAUGGAGCAAGUACAUGUGUUAUUUGACGAGAUAACAUAUGUACACUGUGUAUUGGUACACAUGAUUAUUGGUAUAACUGAAUCGAGUAGCGUGGAUCAUUAGUUUCGUUCGCGGUACCGUUAAACUCGUUCUGUGAGGAAAUCGUAUGAGCAGUAUCGUCAUAUAAAUAAUAGAUUCUUAAGUAUAGAUGUGCGAUCAUCGAGCUCGUUGUCAGUGGGUAUCACGAUUUGUACAGCCGCGCCCGUUUGACACUGAGUAACUGGUUGUUCGACGUUCGUUAUAAACGUUAUGUUCUUCUUUGCCAAAA